CUUUCUCCCUUUUCUCUCCAGACUUAUACCUCUACUCUCUGAAUAUCAUAUCAUCUACAUUUAUCUCUCUACUAUCUUUAUCCAAAACUCACUUCAUUCAUCAUGUCUGAACGCUCCACCGUCCACGUCGAGGGCAUUGCCUCCGCUACCACCGACAAGGAGGUCCAAGAUUUCUUUAGCUUCUGCGGAAAGAUCACCCACAUUUCCGUGACCCCCGUUUCAGGCGAAGCUGAUGCCCAAAAGUCGGCCACCGUUACUUUCGAAAAGGAAGCUGCUGCUAAGACCGCUCUUCUCCUCGACAACACCCAGCUGGGUUCCUCUCUCGUGCACGUCAAGGCUGCCCAGAGCCUCGACGACAUCGCCGGCGAGCAGGCCGCCAGCGCCGGACAAGCCAAGGACGAGUACAACCACGACCUCGAGCAGGAGGACAAGCCCCGUUCUCGCAUUGUAGCUGAGUACCUGGCCCACGGCUACACCCUCAGCGACAAUGCCAUCCAGAAGGCUAUUGCCCUGGACAACAAGCACGGGUUCUCGUCGCGCUUCACCAGCGCUCUGUCUUCCUUCGACCAGAAGUACCAUGCCACGGACCGUGCUCGCGGUCUGGACGAGAACUACAAGCUCAGCGACAAGGCGACCACUGGCUGGCGUAGUCUGAACCACUACUUCGAGAAGGCCCUCGACACUCCCUCGGGCAGGAAGUUGCGGGACUUUUACUCCCAGACCGAUAAGCAGGUGCGCGAUAUUCACAACGAGGCUCGCAGACUUGCGGAUCUGAAGAGCGGCAAGUCUACUACUGAGGGUGGUGAGGCUCCUGCUCCUAGCACGGCGCCUGCUACUCAGCCGGCGGGUACUGCUGCUCCUGCUGAGCAGGCGUAAGCAAAUUGAAUUGAAAGAAAAUUAGGAUUGGGGGUAAUGAGCAACGAGGGUGUGGUUUCUGUCUCUAUGCGAUAAUGACUUGACUAUUUUCAGUUCAUGUAAUGCUUCAGUGACAACAUCUUUUUUUUGCUAUAGCUAGCUGUCUGGAACAAGCGAUACCUCAAUACCAAUAUGAUACCAGCCA
Molecule: messenger RNA, 1060 nt
Organism: Aspergillus welwitschiae
Lineage: Eukaryota; Fungi; Ascomycota; Eurotiomycetes; Eurotiales; Aspergillaceae
Gene: vip1
Product: putative actin cytoskeleton protein (VIP1)
Exons: 3
Coding region: 103-876 (257 amino acids)
Molecular function (GO): RNA binding
Source: RefSeq, a predicted model, not a curated record